CGACUAGAGGAAAAAAAAAAGAAAAAAGAAAAAAAGGGCAGAAAAAACAGAGGCGAGCUGCAAAACUCCCCACAAAUGAGUGUUUACUCCGGAGGAGCGGAGCGGAGAGGAGAGCGGCCGCAGCGGAGCAGCAGCAGCAGCAGCAGCAGCGGGCUUCGAGGCGCUGGAGAACAGCCGGGGACUAUCCGUGAGGAUUAACGCAGAGGCAGAGGCAGAGGCGGGGGGAGCAGGGAGAAGGGGGACUCUCCGGAUUACCCGCGCGCUGAAAAAGGGAAAACAAGCGACGCUUCGCGGACGUUUCUCCGCCGGAGAGGAUGAGCUGACGGCCGGGACACGGAGGAGACGGAGUCCGCGGCCCGGACGGAUCGCUUAUUUACAUGUCGUCGCGUUAACUGGGCUGUUUUCGCCGUUCUAACGCGGCGUCGAGGCAGUCGGAGCCGAGCCUCCCCCCUCCUGGUAUUUUUCCAGUUUGGACCUCCGUCACACGGACUCGCUUCCCCGGGCGCCGCCGCGGAGACAGAUCGGGUUGCCGGAGCCGAUGCCCACGGCGGACUGCAGGCUGCUCCAUCAUGGCCGGAUCAUGAGGUGUCUGACCUAUCUGCUCCUACUCCCAGAAACGCUGAAAAAGUCCAAGAAGGUCGGCAGGCUCCCGGGCAGGCUGCCGGUAUGUUAUGAGAUCCUGACCCUGUCCCUGAGCAAGAAGAAGCAGCAGCAGCAGCAGCAGGACAAGCAGAAGGACACGCAGGAGAGGAAGAUGGCUGCGGAACUCUACCCCGCCAACAACGCCAGCAGCCUGGCCAACGGCACCACGGUGGCGGACACGGAGAAGACCAAGGAGGUGCAGGUGUGCCAGGCCAGCGGCAGCGGCGGCGGCGGGGGGGCGGCGGGAGGCGGAGGAGGCGGCUGCAGCGCCGCGACCACCCCGACCACCCAGCAGAACAUCAACAACAACAACGUCGAGCCGCCCAGCUGGCAGUGCAGCCACCCGACCCUCCGAGAGAGGAACGCCUUGAUGUUCAACAACGAGCUGAUGGCGGACGUCCACUUCAUCGUCGGGCCUUUGGGGGCAUCGCAGAAGGUUCCGGCACACAAGUAUGUGCUGGCCGUGGGAAGCUCCGUCUUCUGUGCCAUGUUUUACGGCGAUCUGGCGGAGGAGGAGUCGGAGAUCCAUAUCCCAGAUGUGGAACCUGCUGCUUUUCUAAUUCUGCUGAAGUACAUGUACAGCGACGAGAUCGACCUGGAGGCGGACACGGUGCUGGCCACCCUGUACGCCGCCAAGAAGUACAUCGUGCCGGCGCUGGCCAAGGCCUGCGUCACCUUCCUGGAGACCAGCCUGGAGGCCAAGAACGCCUGCGUGCUGCUGUCGCAGAGCCGGCUGUUCGAGGAGCCGGAGCUGACGCAGCGCUGCUGGGAGGUGAUCGACGCGCAGGCCGAGCUGGCGCUGCUCUCCGAGGGCUUCUGCGAGAUCGACCUGCAGACGCUGGACAUCAUCCUGCGCCGCGAGACGCUCAACACCAAGGAGGUGGUGGUGUUCGAGGCCGUGAUGGCCUGGGCCGCCGCCGAGUGCCGGCGGCGGGGCCUGGCGCCGUCCACCCGGAACCGGAGGGACGUGCUGGGCAAGGCGCUCUUCCUGGUGCGCAUCCCCACCAUGAGCCUGGAGGAGUUCGCCGACGGCGCGGCGCAGUCCGACAUCCUGACGCUGGAGGAGACGCACAACGUCUUCCUGUGGUACACGGCGGCCAAGAAGCCGCGGCUGGACUUCCCGCUCAGCCCGCGCGCCGGCCUGUCGCCGCAGCGGUGCCACCGCUUCCAGUCCUCGGCGUACCGGAGCAACCAGUGGCGCUACCGCGGCCGCUGCGACAGCAUCCAGUUCGCCGUGGACAAGCGCAUCUUCAUCGCCGGCCUGGGCCUGUACGGCUCCAGCGGCGGCAAGGCCGAGUACAGCGUGAGGAUCGAGCUGAAGCGGCAGGGCGCCGUCCUGGCGCAGAACCUCACCAAGUUCGUGUCGGACGGCUCCAGCAGCACGUUCCCCGUGUGGUUCGAGCACCCGGUGCAGGUGGAGCAGGACGCCUUCUACACCGUCAGCGCCGUGCUGGACGGCAACGAGCUCAGCUACUUCGGCCAGGAGGGCAUGACGGAGGUGCAGUGCGGCAAGGUGACGUUCCAGUUCCAGUGCUCCUCGGACAGCACCAACGGCACCGGCGUGCAGGGGGGGCAGAUCCCCGAGCUGGUCUUCUACGCCUGAGCCCCGCCCCCCUCCGCCCCGGCCCCGCCCCCUCCUCACCUCCCAGCCUUCAACGUAAUGUAGCAUUAAAGACACUCGAGUAACGCCACAGUGAACGGCCGGGCUCCACCCAGAGAGAGACUUAUUU
Messenger RNA from Salarias fasciatus (jewelled blenny), 2372 nucleotides. Its product is annotated as BTB/POZ domain-containing protein 6-B. The record is from RefSeq and is a predicted model, not a curated record. Lineage: Eukaryota; Metazoa; Chordata; Actinopteri; Blenniiformes; Blenniidae. Gene Ontology annotation, molecular function: protein binding. Bases 539 to 2245 code for a protein of 568 amino acids. Gene Ontology annotation, biological process: neurogenesis. Gene Ontology annotation, cellular component: cytosol. The transcript has 4 exons.